Molecule: messenger RNA, 1079 nt
Organism: Dacryopinax primogenitus
Lineage: Eukaryota; Fungi; Basidiomycota; Dacrymycetes; Dacrymycetales; Dacrymycetaceae
Product: NADP-binding protein
Exons: 1
Coding region: 90-1079 (329 amino acids)
Source: RefSeq, a predicted model, not a curated record
CCUCGAUCACUUAACCGCACGCGCAUUCUUCAUCACUUCUAUCAAUAUCGCUGACCGAAGGUGCAUCGUCCUCUAGGCAGAUAGCAGUAAUGGACUAUGGUAUCCCGCCUUUGCCGCCAAACACCUCGCUCGCAAGUCGCUCGUUCCUCAUCACCGGCGCCACCUCGGGUUUGGGGUAUGCAACCGCUCUGAUGGCCCUCCAGCUUGGCGCCUCUCCCGUGUACAUCACCGCACGCGACGUGUCCAAAGGCACAUCGACCCGCGACUCGCUCCUCGCCGACCCGGUCGUGAAGGAGAACAACCCGAACGCCAAGGUCGAGGUCUACGCUCUCGACAUGGCGCGGUGGGAGGGUGUGCUAGGAUUCGCCGAUAAGUUCAUCGAUGAUCGUACUGCGAGCGGCGAGGGACUGGAUAUUGCUAUCCUAAAUGCGGGGAUGUUCUCGAUCGAAUAUGAGCUUGCACCGACAGGGAACGAGAUGAGCAUCCAGGUGAAUCACCUGAGCACGUCCUUGCUCGCUCUGCUUCUCUUGCCGCUUUUGGAGAAGAGCUCCACCCCGGACCACACGUCUCGACUGACGUUCAUCACCUCGGUCCAGCACAUGACCAAGUACGGCAGACUGACUGCUUGUCCGCCGGAUAACGUCAACUACCUGGAGUCGCUCAACGACAAAGCGACGUUCGACCGGACACAGCGGUAUGGGGUGUCGAAGACCCUGCUAAUCUAUAUCGUGCAGCAUCUCGCCACCCACGUGUCGCCUGACAAGGUCAUCAUCAACAACUUGUGCCCUGGUGCGAUCUACACGUCAAUCAAUAGAAACAUGCCGAUACACUCAUGGCCACUGCUCGCGUGGAUGUGGCGACAUGGAAACACACCCGAGGCUGGUGCGCGCACGUACAUCCAAGCUGUCGCUGUGCUGGGGAAGGAGAGUCAUGGCAAAUGGUACCAGCGUGGAAAGCACAGGAAGUAUGGCGACUUCGUGCGUGGCCUCGAGGGACAGAAGAUGAGGGAGAAGGAGUGGAAAGAGACGAUGGAGGUGUUGGAGAAAGUUCGGCCAGGCAUUAGCCAGGUGGUAGCGUGA